Strongylocentrotus purpuratus (purple sea urchin) is the source of this 6823-nucleotide messenger RNA. RefSeq lists its product as uncharacterized. The coding region runs from base 1490 to 2905 and encodes 471 amino acids. Gene Ontology annotation, biological process: regulation of DNA-templated transcription. Gene Ontology annotation, molecular function: DNA-binding transcription factor activity. The record is from RefSeq and is a predicted model, not a curated record. Lineage: Eukaryota; Metazoa; Echinodermata; Echinoidea; Camarodonta; Strongylocentrotidae. The transcript is spliced from 11 exons.
AAAUAAGAAACGAAAGCCCCCCAAAAAAUAAUUGUCCACGGAUUUGAUGUAGAGUCAUUGACAAGGAAGUCGGGUGCUUUGACCAAUAGACCAAGUAAGUCACGUUGCCGAUCUACGUUAUUUAGAGGUUAUAUAUUGCACUUUAUACAUGCGAACGCGCACAGCUUGCGCGCGCGAACGAACGCAUAAAUGACCACCGUACCAAUACAAAAAACGUACACAAUUAGACGAUUUCUUCAGAUUUGUACGUCCGUAUAGUGCAUAGAUCUACGACGCAUGCAGUAUACUAGUGCAGCGCAGGCCUAUAGCCUUCGAUUCAAUACAGUAAAGCCGUGGUUUAAAGUUUUUGAUCGAAUGCUGACAAGAUUUUCGAGUUGUAGCCUUUCUUCGUCCUUUUUUGGAGUGUUCAUGUGUUCUCAAUUUAUGCCCGUUAUGUUGCCGACAGUCUAGUGGAAACUGAUACUGAUAGUGAUAUUUGAUCUUCCCCUGCUCUGACAACGUGUGGUCAAGUUUGUAAGGCCAGCUAUCUGGCUGAUGCCUUAGUUUCAUGCAGUAUACAUACAGCAAGGAAUUGGCUCCACCGUCGCUCAUUCUUCAACUACACAAACCAUUAAGGAAGUUUGCUCUCUCAGGUCUGAGGUCCUGAAACGGGAGUCUCCAUCCAGACUACCAAUGAUAGAUCACCUCUUGUGACCGCCUUUUAUCGCAUCCAUCCUUGCCUAUUGUGACCGCCUUUCAUCGCAUCCAACCUCGCUUCUGUUUUAUCCUGCAUGGUACCGUAAUCACCACAUUCUCCACACUCUCGACUGUCUCCAUUAUUCACUUGGAAGUUCUCAUCACACUUGUCAUCAAACCAGACAGCUUUCAACCAGAAUCUUCCAGGUGUAAAAAAAAAAAGGUGCCAUCUGCCAUUUGGACUUUGACUGAAUAAAGUUUUUGGAGUGUACUGGUUGAAGCAGAUUUCAUUAUCAUCUCCAUCUCAUCUCAUACCAUCUCAUCUCAUACCAUUUCAUCUUCACCCACAAAACUCAUAAUCUUGAGUUUUUGAGAAAAGCACUCAUUCAAACCUUCAUCUAUCAUAAAGUCUGUGUGCGGGCAACUCACGACAAUAACCCUAGCACUCUUAAGCUUUGAUACGAACUUCUUGGUGAUCAUGAUGAACACUGUUACUUGGAUUUGAACCAAUCAAGGACCCUAUCAAGUACGACCAACAAAAGAAAAUGUGGCAGAUCAAAGAAGAGAUCAAGGAUUUCCGAAUGUACAGAGUUCAUGCUGGUGGCAAGAGAAAAGAAGCAAAGAACAAGAAAGGUCGAGCAAGGAACAAGAAAGAUGUUUCAGAUGGUGUACAAGAAGAUGCAGUGUUUGACAAUGACCUGAAGAAUAGAAGCUUUGAUACAGUAAAAGAUGAAGCAGUCGAGGUUUCCUGAGUUGUAACGGACACAGUGUUGUACUUCGUACUCAAAGCUGGCAAGGUGUGUACAAGCAUUGCAUGAGGUUAGCAAAAUCAAUGGGAUGCCCCCUGCACACCGAAUAUGAAGUAACUAGUGUAUGUGCUAAAGCAACUUCCGGUAAGAAUGAAACCUUGAAAGGCUAUCCACAGUUACAGGAUUUUGUUUGUAAUCCAAUUCCUUCGUCAAAUACGCACAGUGAAAGUCAGUCUGGAAGCUCUGGAUGUUCCAUACAUUGUGAAAGCUUUGAUGAAGUUCAAAUAUUGGAUGAGAGUGUUUCCCCACAAAAGAUGAUUGAUAACCCAAAUGUAUUUCUCUUCCCUGAAGAAGCAAAUGAAACAAUCAUUCAUGAUGUACAUUAUAACGGUCAGGAAUUGAAACUGAAGAGUGUGACAAUUGGCUUAACCAAAUUAAAAGAAUCCCAGCUGAAUAAUAGUUGUCUUCUGAAAGGAAAUGACUCUAUAAAUACAAAAUAUGAAAAUGAACAAAAAGGAGAUUCCAAAAAUUGUACUAAAUCCAGGAAUGACUCUGAUAGAUUAAAUUUAGUGAACAAAGUUCAGAAUUCCAACUCUAUCUUAAGCAGAAAACGAAAAUGGAGUAACCUCGAAAGCGAUGCAAACGUUGAUGUCGACCUUGGCAAGGAAAUUCGAAAAACCAAAUUGCUAAAAAUGAAUGAGAACGACAGCUUAAGAAUUGAUGCAAGCGAAUGUGCUGAUAGUCAUGAUGAAUUAAUAGUAAUUGGAGAAGUUCAUGUUAGAAAUGUAGACCAUGGAAAGAAAAAACGUAAAAAUAGACAAAGUUCUAAUAAAAAAAGGAAGCGCAUGAGACAGCAAAUGAGAGAAAAACGAGCCCUGGCCAAAGAUGAAAUCAUUAAGAAAAAGGAAAAGUGUAUUCACAAUGCGCAAAUGAAAAAAAUUAAAAUGAAAAAUAAAUAUCAAAAUGAUUUAACCUACAAAAUAGAAAAAAUAAAUGAAGUAAAAAAAAGGCAAAAAGAAAUGUAUGAAGAGGAUUCAAAUUUCAGGAACAUACAGCUAAAUAUGAUGAAAACCAAAUAUCAUUUUGAUUCACGUUAUAAAAAGAAAAUUUUGUAUGGAAAUAAACAAAAAUAUUUGAGAAAUGAAGGAUUCAAAGAAAAUGUUAAAACAGCUAUGAGGAUUAAAAUGAAAAAUAGAUAUUGGAACGAUGAACUAUUUCAACGAAUGCACAAGAGUAGAAUAAGAAGUAAAUACCAGCAUGAUGAACUAUUUAAACGAAUGCAUAAAAGCAAAUUAAGAAGUAAAUAUUUGAACAACAAACAUUUUAAGAAAAAACAACAAGAUAUCAUGAAAAAACGAAUAAAGGAAUUAUACCGCAAUGAUGAAAAUUUUAAGAAAAAACAACAAGAUAUCAUGAAAAAACGAAUAAAGGAAUUAUAUCGCAACGAUGAAAAUUUUAGAAAAAACAACAAGAUAUCAUGAAAAAACGAAUAAAGGAAUUAUAUCUCAACGAUGAAAAUUUUAAGAAAAAACAACAAGAUAUCAUGAAAAAACGAAUAAAGGAAUUAUAUCGCAACAAUGAAAAUUUUAAGAAAAAACAACAAGAUAUCAUGAAAAAACGAAUAAAGGAAUUAUAUCGCAACGAUGAAAAUUUUAGGGAAAAACAACAAGAUAUCAUGAAAAAACAAAUGCAGAAAUUAUAUCGCAACGAUCAACAAUUUAAACAUACAAAAAAGGCAAAUAUGAAAACAUUGUCCAAAAUUAGAUAUAAAGGCAACGAAUUUAAGGAAAAGAAAUUGAUGAGCUUAAAAAUUAAAUAUAAAAGAAUUGAAAAAUAUAGGCAAAAUGUAAUAAAACAAAAUCGAAAAAGGUCUGUACUUCGAACAGUAAAAUUGUCCGAGUUUGAUAUUGUACUUGAAGAAUUUAGAAAGAUAAUUUCUCAUGGCCCAGAAUAUGUGUGCUGUGUAUGCUUAAAACUUCUCUUUGACAACCAAGUAUUGAAAUGUAAAAAGAGUAAUUAUAAAAUUCAGACAUGCAUAAGUGAAGAAUAUUUGCAUGUUUGCAAUUCAGAAUGCCGGUCAAAAUGUUUAAUAGGCCAGUCAGCCAGAUCGUCACUAUGGAUAUGCUUCACCUGUCAUAGAAAAUUGCAAGCUGGAAAAGUACCUGCAGAAGCAAAUAUGAACAAUUUACAACUACAUGAAGUUCCAAAAGAACUUGCCAAUCUGAACAAUUUAGAACAGCAUUUGAUUGCAUUGAAUAUCCCUUUCAUGAAGUUAAUGGCCUUGCCUAAAGGUGGUCAAAAUGGAGUCCAUGGCCCAGUCGUGUGCGUGCCUUCAAACACUUAUGAAACAGUAGAUAUGUUGCCAAGACCACAGACUGAAGAUCAAUUGAUCCGUGUUAAACUCAAAAGAAAAUUGUCGUACAAAAGCUAUUAUGAGUACAAAUUUGUAGAUAAAUCUAACUUGCUUAAUGCUCUGCAGUAUUUAAAAGCAAAUAAUAAGUGGUAUUUUGAUGUUACAGUAAAUGAUAAAUGGGAAAACUCACUUGAACGAAAUGAAAAAGAUAAUGAAAAGGAAGAAGCAGUGGAAAUCGGUGGUAAAGCUCGUUUAGCAAAAUAUUGGAAGGAAAUGGAAGAACAAAUUGAUUACAUUUUGUCCAAAGACAAAAAUGCUAAUGAAAACAUGCAAAACAACAGUAAACUACAAAAAAAAUAGAUGACAAGGACACUGAAGACGAUAUGGAAGAACGAUUACGCGGUAUUCAGUUAGACUCGUGUCUCCAGCCAGUAGAUAUUGGACAGGAAAUAUUAGAUCAGUAUUUUGAAGACAUAAUAUGUUGUGCUCCUUGUGAAGGAAGAAGCCCUGUAUCAAUUCUACAAGAUGAAAGCAAUGAGGCCAAAUGUUUCCCAGUAUUAUUUCCUAAAGGUCAACCAACAUUCCAUGAUAGAAGAGAUGAAAAAAUAACAUUAGGACGUUAUCUGCAUAACCGACUGAUGCACGUGGACAAUAGAUUUGCUCAGAAUACAGAUUACAUCUUUUAUGCACAAUAUAUUUAUGAAAUUCAACAGGUUAUAUCACAAGUUUCUAUCGCUUUAAGGCAAAGUCCAAACAAAAAAGAUGAUUCGUCUUCAAUAACUGCCUCAGAUUUGAAAGAUGCAGAGAAAGUUAAAAAAAUACUAAAAUCAGACAAGGGCUAUAAAUUUUUAAAGCAAAUUCGUGGAACACCUCCAUUCUGGCAAAAGACACAAAAAGAUGUUCUCGCAAUGGUACGACAGCUUGGAAAGCCGACAUGGUUUGCUUCUUUCUCAUCUGCCGAUAUGAGAUGGCCAGAAUUAAUGAAUACAUUGCUUAGACAAAAAGGAGACACCAGGGAAUCGAGUGAAUUAGACUAUACAGAAAAAUGUAAUCUUUUAAGAUCAAAUCCAGUAACAGUUGCCAGAAUGUUUGAUAAAAGAUUUCACACUUUUAUGAAGAGAGUUAUUUUAUCUCCCGCUGCACCGAUUGGUAAAGUAGUUGAUUCAUUUUGGAGAGUAGAGUAUCAAGCCCGUGGUUCCCCUCACAUUCAUGCCUUGUUCUGGGUUCAAAAUGCUCCACAGUUGGGUAUCGAUAAAGAUGAUGAUGUCGUACAAUUCGUAGAUAAAUACAUUUCUUGCCAGAAACCGGAUGAAAAGGAAGAUCAAGAACUACAUGAAAUAGUGAGCAAGGUCCAACAACACAGUAAGAAACAUUCUAAAUCUUGCACAAAAACGGGAAAAGCGUGUAGAUUUAAUUUCCCAAGACCACCAUCCGAAAAAACAUUCAUUGUAACACCUGUUGAAGAGAUUCCAGCUAAAGAUUGUGGGAAAGUGCAAAAUAAGGGAAAGGACAAUGAUCAAAUUAAAGCUUCUAAAAAGAUUAAAGAUGAUGCAGAGAAAUUGUUGAAGUCAGUUAAAGAUGCAUUAUCCAAUGGAAUCGAGUACAACAGUGUAAACCAUCUCUUUGAAAAGCUUGGCAUUACACAAAAUCAAUUUGAGAAUGCACAUAAUGAAUUAGCAUCACAACAAAGUAUAAUCAUCAAAAGAGAAAUACAAGAUGUAUGGGUAAAUCAGUUUAAUCCAAGUCUACUAAGAAGCUGGAAUGCCAACAUGGAUUUGCAGUUCGUAACAAAUGUAUUUGCAUGCGUGGCUUAUAUUGUAUCCUACAUGUCAAAAGCUGAACGAGAAAUCGGAAUGCUAUUGAGUCAUACACUAUCAGAAAUGAAAGAGGGAAAUGAAAAUGCAAAGGAAAGCAUGAAAAAACUUGGCCAGGUGUACAUGCAAAAUCGUGAAGUGUCUGCUCAAGAAAGCGUCUAUCGUGUUUGCAGUCUCAGAUUGAAAGAAUGUUCUAGGAAAGUGGAAUUCAUUCCUGUUGGACCCGACCCUGUCAGAAUGAGUUUACCAUUAAGCAUUAUAAAAAGCAGACCAGAUAACGAUAAUGAUGAUGAUGAGAAUGUUUGGAUGCCUAGCAAGCUCGACAGAUACAAAGCUCGACCUAGAAACGCAGAAUUCAGUGAUAUGUGUCUUGCAACGUUUUGUUCUCAGUAUAGAAUCUUAACUGCAUCCCAAAAGCCAAGUACAAGAAGUAAAAAUGUCUUUAAAUUAGAUAACGAUCUGGGGUAUAUUCAGAAGCGUACUCGUACGGGAGAUGCAGUUGUAAGAUAUCCCCGAUUCUCACCCAUCAUCUCACCCGAAAAAUAUUAUUUGAGCAUUUUGCAACUCUUUCUGCCAUAUUUUGAAGAUGGACAAUUAAAGCCCCCAACAUUUGAAACACAUGAAGAGUUCUACGAGACAGGUUCUGUGAAAAUAUGUGGACGUGAAUUGGAGAAAGUCUGGUCAAUUGUCUGUACUAACCGAAAGAAGUUUGAAAUGAAUGCCGAUGCAAUUGAUCAUGCACAGGAGCAUCUUGACAAAUUUGGUCCACACGAAGAUGCAUGGGGUCUUUUAUGUCCGGAAAAGGAAGUAGAGCGACUUGAACAUCCCAAAGAAAAUGUAGAUGUUGAAGAUUGUGAUGGAGAUCUUGAUAUCCCAGAUUUAAAGAAUGAACCGAAAAAAGAUGACUAUAGCAUCGAACUACGUUCAGUAAAAAUUUCCAAACAAGAUGGACAUUCUUUGAUGAGGUCUUUGAAUGAGAAGCAACAGAGUGUUUUUUACAAAAUACGACAGUGGUGUUUAGAUAGAGUAAAUGGAAAAUCGGUCGAACCGUUUCAUAUGUUUCUAACUGGAGGUGCUGGCACUGGAAAGAGUCAUUUGAUCAAAUGUCUUUACUAUGAAGCAACACGUAUACUAGCCCGAAUGUUGCCACAUCCUGAUGAUGUCUCAGUAUUGAAAAUGGCUCCAACCGGAGUAGCUGCAUACAAUAUCAAUGGCCAUACUAUACAUAGUAU